GCGUAUGUGAAGUGUCACUUUGACUACGAUCCAUCCCAUGACAACUUAAUUCCCUGUAAGGAGGCAGGCCUGGGCUUCUGCAGUGGAGACAUCCUGCAGAUCUUCAACCAGGAGGACCUCAACUGGUGGCAGGUCAAUCACUUCUAAUGGACAACCACUAUUUCUUCUUUCACUUUAUCAUGUUUAUCCUAAAUAGUUUUAAAUGUAUUGUUGUUGCAAUGUAAUGAUAGAACCACUUUAUGUAUUUAUUUCCAUCACAGGCAUGUCACCUAGUUGGGGGCAGUGCAGGCCUCAUCCCUAGCCAGCUACUGGAGGAGAAGAGGAAGGCUUUUGUCAAGAAAGAUCUGGAGCUGGUUACUACAGGUACUGUAUAUUAUAUACUGCAUGAUUCCUAUUUUACUGCAUUAUAACCCACACAAGUAUUGGAGGACACAAAGGAGCUUGACAUCUUCUACACACUAAAGAUAACACUCUCAAUUUAUAAGUUACUCCUCUACAUUUGUCAUGGAGAUAAGACAAGAAAAACUAAAAUGGGAUAAGAUAAGAUGAUACUAGGUGACAUGCCUGUGAUUGUCUGAAUGUGCAAAAUAUGAUCCACCAAAAACACCAACAUGAAACAUGAGUACAGUAAAUUGCGACAAAAGAAAUACAUUUGUUGUUCUGGGUGUUUUGUGUGUGCACUGUGCACGUAUACGCAUGAACUGCCUGCUUGUCCCCUCAUCACCCUUCAAGACGGUUGUUUAAUCAGUGAAGAGGGACUAGCAAUAAGCAGCAGACUUAGAGAGACAUGACUCACACAGAUUCAAUCUGUUCCUCAUUAAGCUCAUUCUAGACAGAGGGGCCAGGUCACAUUCAUACUGUAGUGUCCUCUUUCUGGCUGUAGCACGCUAUACUGGUGGUGGGUGGUGAGUCACCCACUCAGCCUGCAGCCACAUGCCCUUCACUUCAGUAGAGGGAAGUGGCAGUCAGGCGCUAAGACUGCCCUUGGACCUGUAGGAGACAAAUAUGGGACACUUGUGGGGGCUAUUUACGCGGUAUAUGAUAUGAUAUGGUCAUACAAUCGUUGGCAAAAAUAUUGUCACCCUUGCACUUUUUUCAAAUAUUGCACAAUUUAAUUAGAUUUCAAGCAGGUGAUUCUCCUUUACUUUGGAAUUGAAAUCACCUUUGGUGAGAUGCAGGUGCCUGCAAUAUAAAAAUCACAAAUUCAACCAGUUUGAAUAGAGAAAAGGACUCAUUCUCCUGUUUUGUGUCACUGUGUGUACCGCAAUGAGCAUGGAGAAAAUAAAGAAAACCAGAUAUUUAUCUGAGGAGGUCAGACACAAGAUUGUAGCCAAGCAUGGACAAUCUCAAGGCUACAAGUCCAUCUCCAGAGACCUUGAUGUUCCAGUUUCCACCGUACAUAAUGUUAUCAAGAUGUUGAAGGCCCAUUCCACUGUAGCCAACCUCCCUGGAUGUGGCCGCAAGAGAAAACUUGAUGGAAGAUUGCAGCGAAGGAUUGUUUGAAUGGUGGAGAAAGCACCUCGGUCAACUGCCACACAGAUUCAAGCUGACCCUCAGACACAAGGUACGGCAGUUUCAACUCGCACCAUCUGUCGCCAACUCAAUGAAAGGGGGUUAUAUGGUAGGAGACCCAGGAGGACCCCACUGCUGAGAGAAAGACAUAAGAAAGCCUGACUGCAAUUUGCCAAAACACACCUGAGAAUGCCAAAAUCCUUCUGGGAGAAUGUCCUGUGGACAGAUGAGACGAAAUUAGAGCUUUUUGGUAAAGCACACCAUCUCUAUGUUUACAGAAAACUAAAUAAAGCCUUCAAAGAAAAUAACACCUUCCCUACAGUAAAACAUUGAGGAGGUUCAGGGAUGUUUUGGUGUUGCUUUGCUUACUCUGGCACUGGGUGCCUUGAACGUGUGCAUGGCAUCAUGAAAUCAGGAGAAUACCAAGGCAUUUUGGAGCUCAAUAUCGGACCCAGUGUCAGAAAGCUGGGUCUCCGUCGAAGGUCAUGGGUCUUCCAGCAGGACAAUGACCCCAAACACACUUCAAAAAGCACCAAGUAAUGGUUCAAGACAUAACGCUGGAUUGUUCUGAAGUGGCCAGCAAUGAGUCCAGAUCUAAAUCCCAUUGAAAACUUGUUGACAGAUCUGAAAACAGCAGUUGGGAGAAGGCACGCUUAAAAUCUGGGAGAACUGGAGCAGUUUGCAGAAAAGGAGUGGGCCAAACUGCCAGUACAGAGGUGCAGGAAGCUCAUCAAUGGCUAUAGGAAGCGCUUGAUUGCAGUUAUUUUGAUCAAAGGCUGUGCUACCAAAUAUUAAGUCUAGGGUGUCAAUGGAUAUAUUAAGUUCUGAAAAAAAAAAAAAAGGUUCUGUAGUAUUAGCAGUGAAAUAAAGAAUUGUGGAGACCAAAUACUUUGUUCAACUUCAACUUAUUUUUAUGGAAAAUUGUGAGUUACUUGAAAAAAGUACAAGGGUGAAAAUAUUUUUUGCCACGACUGUAUAUAAAAUGCCUAUCCCAAGCUACUUAUAGUUAACACAUGUAUUGAUUGUAUGAAGUCAAUGUAGGAAUCAAACACACAACAGUGGAGUUGCAAGCUUUGCUUCAAACAAAUGUCCUUAAAGCCCACCUGCCAGCCAUACUGAAGAGACGACUGGGCAGUGACAGAGAUUCCCAGGUGUGCUGUUGUAAUCAAAUUGAACUGCCAUCCUUUCUGUAAUGCAAAAUGUGGGGGGGAAAUAUUUUUGGUUCACGUUUUUAUGAAUAUCGCUAGCAACAACAGAAUAGACUAAUUUUAAAUGACAUACUUACAGUAGAAAAGAGGAUAAUAAAACUGCUGGUAAGCUUUCUUGACUUGGACAUACAUUUUUGCCAACACAUAGCUAAACUUUGUUUAACCAGCUAAACAGCUACUCGGAGUGAAAAUGUGUUUGGGGUUACCUUUCUAGCUAAUAGGCUAUGUUAGAGUUAACACUUCCUCUUCCAAAUCUAAUGUGGGGAGGUCAAAAUAAUGAAAAACCAUCUACCAAAUCUAUUCAUUUUAAAAUGUUGAUUACUUCUCCUUGCCAUUAUAUGUCACCUAAUGAUAAGACAAGACGUGGGAAAAUAAGUGUUUUUUGCUAACAUAUGAUGGGGGUCCCUGGUCGCUGUUUGCCUAGGAGCGGGGUCAAUGGGUAAGAAAAGGUUGAAGGCCCCUGCUGCAAUGCAUUGGCAUACUGCCCUCUGGUGGUACAAGCUACAUUUUUACAUUUUUUGUCAUUUAGCAGACGCUCUUAUCCAGAGCGACUUACAGUUAGUGAGUGCAUACAUUUUCAUACUCGCCCUUCCGUGGGAAACUAACCCACGACCCUGGCGUUGCAAGCUCCAUGCUCUACCAACUGAGCUACAGGGGACUGAUUUGCAGACUUUGAUUUAUGAUACAGAACAGCAACACUGUAAAAGGCAACCAACCCUGACUGGCAGGUACUGUUCAUUAAAUUGAUAAAGACUCAAUUGAAGUGGGUUGAGAAGUACUGAAGGAAGGCAACAUGUUGUGUGCUGUCUUUCUCAGGUCCUCUUUGUUCUGGAAUGGGUGGGAAGAAAAAAAAAAAGAUGAUGUAUCUGACAACCAGAAAUGCAGGUACGUUUUUUUGUGCCAAAAUGACCAUUUGUAAAUGUAACAAUGUUUGAAAGUGCUGCCAGUGUAUUCUUUACAUGUAAACUUUGUUAGUCAAAAGUGUCAACGGUUGUCAAUGUAGUAUACUACACUGUGUAUGUGUAGCAUGAAUUAUAUUAGGUCAAGUAAUACCGGUAGUAAUACUGAUUAUGUGGAUAUCUGAUAUGAAUAUGUUGCCUGUUCAGAGUUUGAUCGGCACGAGCUGAGGAUCUACGAGGAGGUGGCCAAGGUUUCCCCGUUUCGCCGGAAGACGUUGGUUCUGAUUGGAGCACAGGGAGUGGGCCGCCGGAGUCUAAAGAACAAACUGUUGGUGUCAGACCCCCUGCGCUACGGGACCACCAUUCCCUGUGAGUAGUACUAGCAUCUAACACUGACAGAGCCACUGACAUUGACACUUUGAUUUACUCUGGUGUUCUGUAAUCUAUGCCAUAUUAGAAAAUAUACAAAAAACAUACAAACAAUUUAGAAAUACAAAUACUGUAUUCACAUUUGUAUGAGAUACAAAGACUACAUUUUUUUCUUCUGUGUGCGUUGCUCAGCACUGUGUUUGUCAGUUGCUAUACCUUUAUGUAGAUAACCCAACAACCUGUCUCCAGUUACCUCGAGGAAACCCAAGGUGGAUGAGAAGGAUGGACAGAUGUACUCGUUCAUGACUCGCAGUGAGAUGGAUUUGGACAUUAAGAACGGGCGCUUCCUGGAGCACGGCGAGUACGACGGGAACCUCUAUGGCACCAAGAUCAACUCCAUCCACGAGGUGGUGGACGCUGGAAAGAUCUGUAUCCUGGAUGUCAACCCACAGGUAGACUAUAGCACCUGGGCAUCUUUAUUCAUUCAUCGGUAUAAUACUCCAGACAUUUUCUCGGCAUCAAUGUCCAGGGAAGAGGUUGAUCUUUACCUUUUUCUUUCUUUUUGAAAGGAGAACAGAAUUCGGUUUUAUUGAGAUUGUUGGCUACAUUACCACUAUGCCAAACUUUAGCACAUAGAUCAGUGAAGUAAUAUGAUUACUAUAGAAUGUUCUUAUUGUUUAACCAAAGCCAAGGUUUACAUUACAGAUGAAAUGGAAGUAAUGGAAUCCUUUAAUGCGACUAGUCAUUUUCAAGUGGUCAUAGCUAAUUUGAUUAGCUCGUUACAUCAUUAGCAUCUAUGAAUAAUCUAUUAUUACAGCUGCUUUUCAACUAUUUAAUUCCUUUCUGCAGGCACUUAAGGUUCUGCGGACGUCAGAGUUCCUUCCCUACGUGGUGUUUAUUGAGGCUCCAGAUUACGAGGUCCUCAAAGCCAUGAAUAAGUCUGCCAAAGAAGCCGGAGUGAUGACCAAACAGUUAACGGUGAGUCCCAGACAGACUGGACAGUUGUAUCAUAGCUACAUCAUUGGUCCAGUUAGCAGAAUAUGUUGUUUGACACUCAUUAAAAUGUAGGACUGGUAUGUUCAAAAUGCAUUAACCCUAGCAAUUCAUCAUCUUUAAUAAGCCCAUUAACGCCAAUUCAUUUCUGACUGUGUACCACCAAUCUCAGUGUGUACAUCACCCCUUGUUACAUUCUCGGUCAUGCCAUAGUAUCAGUUUGACCUUUUAGACCCCAAUGAAUAGGAUUGUAUGUACAGUCCUAGAUCAGCACUCCUACUCUGAGAUGCUUUUUGAAUGGGCACAAUUAUUUGUACGCAAAUAAGUCAUAGUAAGUUAUAGUUGUCCAGGAUGACCACUAUCAUCACCCUGUUGUUCCUCCCAUGCAGGACUCUGAGCUGAAGAGGACAGUGGAUGAGAGCGAGAAGAUCCAGCGGGCCUACGGACAUUACUUUGACCUGAAUAUCAUCAACGACAGCCUGGAGGGGGCCUACUGCGGCCUGAAGACAGCACUGGAGAGACUGAGCUCAGAGCAGCAGUGGGUUCCUGUCAGCUGGGUCUUCUAA
Coregonus sp. 'balchen' is the source of this 5547-nucleotide messenger RNA. The record is from the annotation of a GenBank genome assembly. NCBI's taxonomy places the organism in Eukaryota, Metazoa, Chordata, Actinopteri, Salmoniformes, Salmonidae.